AUGCUGCAGACAGCGGUCCUUUCCCGAGCAUAUAGUACGAAUUUGAAGGGCCGUAUAAAAAUCGAAACAGGUUUGGAGAUCCCAGAACACCACAUCUACGUGGCAUUUCGACCAGAGGAUGAAAGAGAACGCCUUAUUGAGCUCACUCAACUACUGGAAAAGCAAAUGGCGGAGAAAGCAGCUGACCCACGGGACGACAGAAGCCUUGUGCAAUACAAGAGUGCGGACAAAACAACAUUUUGGCGACGAUUUAUAGAAGUUUACGAUGACAGAUUAGAUGAAUGCCGUGCCGAGUUGAAUGCAAUCAUUAUUGAGGGACGUACUGGUCCGUUGAACACCACCAAUAUUUUGACGGUAAUCAAACUCGGAAAGUUUUUACUUCGUUUUUAUUUGCAGAGGCUUAGGCACAAAUCGUCAAAGUUGACCGUUUUCUUGGACAAAUACUACGCACAUCUUCCUACGUCUUGUUACUUAUACAAACCACAUGCAUUCGACUUCAAUGGAUCUCUUGACUUCAUCGGAAGCUGCAGCAGAAAUUUCGGACUUGAAGAAAUGAAGAAAAGGGGAGAAGUACCGAGCGUGCUGAAAAUGCUGAAAGUUGCGAGGUUGUAUUUCGGGCAACCAGAAGAGACGGACCCGCUUGUGACCAUUCUGGCAGACCUCCAAGUUCCGGAUUGGAAACAUGAAGCACUUGCAAAUGAUGCUCAAUUCGUUUUUUUGGAUUUGGAUUCGGUAAGAUAAGAAAUUAGUUGUGUUAGACUGUUGUAUUUAGUUCAAAGACUGUGCGUCUACAGUCAUGUACGAGAUCGAGAAGAUGGACUUAUGCCUGAAAUCCGUCCUUUUGAUAAACCAACACCCCAACUUCGACACGGCCGGACUUGAGAACCCCCAGUGGAAUGCAUUGAAGGUGUUUUUGAAUGAGUGGAAAUUCGACACACAGUGGGAUGUGCUUCAUCCCGAUGUUGGGUUUGGCGCCGUAGAACGGCAGAGUUACCUCCAACACUUCAAAAAGGAGGAUACGUUCGCAAUGUACGGAAGAGAAGACAAGUCAGCCACCUUAGAGCAGAUCCCGAGCAUGUUCCCCGAAAAUUUCUGUGGAGUUUACUUCGUUGGGAACAGAGACUGUAAGUUUUGCGAUUUUUCUAUUGAUUGUCUUGUCUUUAGGCCGCCGUAUUGCCCGCCACACGGUCCCAAGAAGAGAGAACAACAUCAUUGUGUACCGUUACCUGGAAGACCUGUAUGCCGCCCAUGAAAUUUCAGGCCAAGUGUCCGGAACGCAAUUUUGGAGCCGAACCAGGGCCUACUACGACGAUGUACACGACGACACUUCCGAGUCCGUAGACAUGUAA
Molecule: messenger RNA, 1349 nt
Organism: Bursaphelenchus xylophilus (pine wood nematode)
Lineage: Eukaryota; Metazoa; Nematoda; Chromadorea; Rhabditida; Aphelenchoididae
Source: the annotation of a GenBank genome assembly